This is a messenger RNA of Xyrichtys novacula (pearly razorfish), 1116 nucleotides long. The record is from the annotation of a GenBank genome assembly. NCBI's taxonomy places the organism in Eukaryota, Metazoa, Chordata, Actinopteri, Labriformes, Labridae.
AUGCAGAUUGUUCGACAGACAGGCAAGACCAACGCAAAGACCUUCUCCGUGCAGACCAAAAAGAUAGAUGAGUAUUUAUCAAAGAAGAAGGAGAAGAGGAGGAGACAUCGAGAGGCAGUUAAAAACGCCAAGCUCCAAAACUUGAUGGAAAUUGAUAAACUCCGUCAAGAAGUGCACCAGCUCAAUGACAUGCUGAAAAGAGCGCAGGAGGAGUUGGUCACAGAAAAACUAAGGGGGAUGCAGUUGAGUGCAGGUCAAACCCCUAUGCUUAUGGACUCAGACAGCAUUGUACAAGCUUCAGUCGAUUUACAGCAAGAGAGGCUGAAGAACCAGAGUCUGCAAGAAGAACUGGACAAACUCAAAGCUGCUCACCAUGAUCUGAAUAAAAAGUAUCAGGAUGGUUUGGUCAGUGUCAAGCAGCAAAUGAACAGCCUUCAGCAGGAACUGCAGAAGCAAAUGAAGAUUAAUCGUGAAAGAGUGCCACAGGACCAGGCUGCAAAAAGUUCCUUAGCAGCUAAAGACAACAGUCUCCUCAAGAGCAUGACGGAGAAAAUGGCCAAACACCAGCAAAAUUUGAUCCAUGCUGAACAGACUGUGGAGAGCCUUCAAGAGAAGCUGCAGAAGCAGGAGAGGGCACAUAGUGAAAAAGUGUCCUGGGAUCAGGCUGUUAAAAGAUUCCUAACAGCUCAAAACAAGGCCCUCCUUCAGAAGAUGGCAGAGGAGAGGCAGAAACACCAGCAAAAUAUGACCUAUGCUGAACAGAUAGUAAAGAGCCUUCAGCAUGAGCUCAAAAGCCAAAGUCAGGCUCCCCUUGGCCAAACAUCCCAAGUAGUCAUCAGGUCUGUAAAGGCAGAGCAUAACACCAUCUGUCAGAAGAUGAGACAGGAGAUGGAGGUCCUGCAGCACAGUGCAAUCCAGAGGGAGCAGAUAUUGAUGGCAGAGCUGGAGAAGCCAAACAAUCAGCUCAUCGUCCAGAAGAACUGCACUACAGAGCUUAAAGUUACAGAUGACCAGAGCCUUCCACAAGAUAGAGCUACAAUUCUGGAGGAGAGGAAGAAGACAGACCUUCUCAGUGAGAAGUACAAGUCUGUGGUCCUCAGUGACAAAGCACUCUGA